This is a messenger RNA of Pseudonaja textilis, 1247 nucleotides long. RefSeq names its product hydroxysteroid 11-beta-dehydrogenase 1-like protein B. Gene Ontology annotation, molecular function: oxidoreductase activity. Lineage: Eukaryota; Metazoa; Chordata; Lepidosauria; Squamata; Elapidae. The record is from RefSeq and is a predicted model, not a curated record. Gene Ontology annotation, cellular component: intracellular membrane-bounded organelle.
GCAUUUCUGAACCUUGUGAUGAGCUUGCAAAGAAAAACCCCGUGCAGGUCAAUGACAGAGUUCAGAAGCUGCUGGCCAUGGCGCUCUUGAAGAUCAUGGUCCCUCUCCUGAUCGGGCUGGGUGCUUACUAUUACUACCCACAGGAAACUUUCUCUGCAGAGAUGGUGCGAGGAAUGCGCGUGUUGGUGACGGGUUCAAGUUCGGGCAUCGGGGAGCAAAUGGCCUACGAGUUCGCACGGAUGGGAGCCCACCUGGUGCUGACUGCCAGGAGGGAGGAGCAACUGCGGAAGGUGGUGAAGAAGUGCCAGGACCUGGGCGCCAGUUCUGCCCACUAUGUGGUGGCGGAUAUGGGCAACCUGACCGAUGCCCAGAAGGUGGUGGAAGAAACUAAGGCCAAGUUGGGAGGUCUCGACCAGCUAGUUCUGAACCACGUGGGAGGAACCUCCUUCGGUCCAUUCAAGGGAACAAUUGAGCCCGUGAUCAAGUCGAUGACCGUGAACUUCUUCAGCUACGUCCAGUUGACCAUUUGUGCCAUGGACCUGCUGCUGGAAUCGAAGGGGAACAUCGUAGUCGUCUCCUCCAUGAGCGGACGUGUUCCGGGCCCCUUCAGCGUCUCCUACGCAGCAGCUAAGUUCGCCGUGGAAGGGUUCUUCACUUCGCUGCGCACCGAGUUGCGCCUGCGGAACAUGGACCUGCCCAUCACCGUGGCUGUGCUGGGCUACAUCGACACGGAAACGGCCGUGAAGUCCGUGGGAAACAAAAUCACGCAGAGGCCGAGCCCCAAGGAAGAGUGUGCCCAGCAGAUUGUGAGGGGCGGAGUGCUGCGUUACCGCGAGGUCUUUUAUCCUUACUGGGCCCUGAAGCCCACCCUGAUCUACCGAGAGCUGCUGCCAGACCUCAUGGACCAAGUCAUAGGCUACGGCUACAGACUGGAGAACAUCCUCUAAAGCUCAAAGGACCACCCAGCAUCGCCAUCCGUGUCUCCCAAAAGAUCGGGACUCCGCAGCGUUUGUGGCGAAUGCGAGAGGAAACCCAAGUCUCCUCUGCCCUAGGAGAGGAGAGCCAGGGACAAAAUGGCGCCAUUUCCGUCUCCUUCCCUCAGCUCAAUUUGUGCAGAACCCAGCAGUAAAUCAAACUCUUCUCAGGGUGCCCAAUUUUUCAAGACCCGUUGGGGAAUCUGGAACCAAAUACUUACUGAACCUACAGACUGUGAUCACGGCAGAGAUAAGAGCUGGGACCCAUAGUAC